CGGUAGUUUUCAACCCCCUUCGAUUCAUUCUCGGUAGUAUUGUACGAAAAAUGAAGAACACGUGUACAAAUCAUUUAAAAAGUCUAAAUUUAAAUUUUGAUUAUUGGUUAUUCUGUGAAUUUAAUUUUAAUCUUAAUUUUAUAUUUAUAAUAAAAAAUGAAGUGUAAGGGCGAAAAAUAGAGUUUGAGACGAUUUUCCUCGUGGUGGAAAAAUUUUAAGUAGCAGCAUGGCUAUCAUGCAAUCAUGUUGCUGUUGGCGAACCGUUCGUCGGGGGAGCUUCGCAUGUGCCAUUUACAGUGCGAUUUACUAUCUGAUAUUAAUCGGGAUCUUGGGAGAAACGGUUUACAAGGAAAGUCCUUAUCUUUCGGGAAAGCGUCCAUUGCCCGAGUCAAGCAGUUUACUGGAAGUCACCCUCUCAGAACUUUCGAUCAUGGUCAGCAUAACUUUAAUGAUCAACUCAGGCCUUGGCAUCUUCGCCUGCUGGCUGCUUGUUUACGGUUUGCUGACGGAUCGAAGACUUUUGUUAUUACCCUGGAUUCUUAUAACAUUUGUGAACAGUCUCGUCGACGUAAUGCAUUUCUUAUACACAGCUAUUUGGACUAGGCCCCCAUUCGACCCCACUGUGGCUAUGACGCUCAUGCUCGGCUUUUUCCUUUUAUGUCUGAACAUCUACUCACUCCUAUGUGUGUUUUCACAAUUUCAAGAAUAUAAUGAUGGACGUGGAAGAGCGACGGACGACAGCGAAUACAGAGUUCCUGCAAUAAGAUACACGGCGCAAGCAACUACUACGGCUACAUCCUGCCUAAGUUCCCGUCGAAUGACUGCUAAUAACGACACCAAAGGAACUGCAACAGCAACACCGACACAAAGUCCAACGACAGCACAACAAUCAUCGAUAAACAGUCCCACACACGGAAGACAGACCAGGAAACAUGUCAACUUUCCGGAUGUGCCAUCCGUUCUUCAAGUAGAGAGACCAGAUAACCAGACGGUUAAUCCGCUGGCAACGAGAUGCACUCUGGAGACAGAAGUUGGUGGAACUAGAUUGGAUCCUUCUAACCACAACUCGACUGUGCCGGGGAUUUUGGUUCCUGUUUUAAUCAUAAAUCCACCACUGGAAAAAAAAUAGAGGGUGAAAAGGAAACUGAGGGAAAUGAACUCUUGUACGUAGUAGAUUUUAUAUCAAUUUUCAAAAAAUGAUUAGAAAAGAAAAAAAACUUCUCGAUCGAAUUUGAAAAAUUGAAUGUACAUAUUGUAUAUAAUAAUCGAGGCCCAUUCACAGUUUAUAAGAUUCUGUAAAUUGCCACCUGGUAAAAUUUAUUCAAAUUUAGAUGAAAUCACGAAAUACCU
This is a messenger RNA of Belonocnema kinseyi, 1350 nucleotides long. RefSeq lists its product as uncharacterized. The record is from RefSeq and is a predicted model, not a curated record. NCBI's taxonomy places the organism in Eukaryota, Metazoa, Arthropoda, Insecta, Hymenoptera, Cynipidae. Bases 227 to 1129 code for a protein of 300 amino acids. The transcript has 8 exons.